UCCAAAACCACGCUGGAGUAGGACGGCGCAUCAUCUAGAGAGGAGUCAGGCUCACCGGGAAGAAGAAAAAAAAAAGUUCUGCUGCCUCAAUUUGGAGUGGACCUAUCCAGGCUCUGUUUAACGCACGCAUGUGGCGCGUUGGGAUCAGCUCAGUUUAGUUUAUUUAACCGAUUUCUUUUGUUUAAUGGAAUAAAACUAAUUUAAACAUGAUUCUAAAUAUCAAGCAUAUCCUGUGGUUAUACUAUCUCUGUGAUGCAGCAUAUGCAACUGCACCAAACGCAUUAUCAGUGAUCGAACCAAUCUCUGGGUCCCUCUCGGGGAAGGUAAAUCUUCCCUGCUUCUUCUCCACAAUCCCAACAUCAGCGCCAGUCAUCGGUACAAAUGAAGCGGCCAAUUAUGGCAAAGAUUACUUACGGAUCAAAUGGACCAAAAUGAACGGGCAGGAAAAGUCUACAGUGCUGGUUGCCCAAAACGGGGUCAUCAAGAUAGGCUCCAGCUACAGGAACCGUGUGUCAGUGCCCAGCCACCCUGAGGAUGUUGGCGACGCCUCCUUGACAAUGGUCAAGCUGCGUGCUAGUGAUGCUGGCACUUACAGUUGUGAGGUCACAUAUGGCAUUGAAGACACCCAUGAUACUGUAAACCUUGAUGUCAGCGGUGUUGUAUUUCAUUAUCGAGCAAACACCAGCAGGUAUACGUUGAAUUACGAGAAAGCUGUCCAAACUUGCAAAGAUAUUGGAGCAACCAUAGCGACCUACGCUCAGCUGAAAGCAGCGUAUGACGACGGAUUUGACCAGUGCGACGCUGGGUGGAUCGCUGACCAGACAGUGAGAUACCCAAUUACUAGACCAAGAAACGGCUGCCUUGGAAAUCUUAAAAUGACCCCUGGUAUUAGGUCAUAUGGAGUCAGAAAUCCUUUGGACACCUAUGAUGUCUACUGUUACGUUGACAAACUUGAUGGUGAAGUCUUUUACGCUCCUACGGCCCGUAAGCUAACAUUUUUGGAGGCCAUUGAAGAGUGCAAAAAGCACCAUGCUGUCCUGGCAUCCACUGGUCAACUCCACGCGGCGUGGAGAAUGGGACUUGACAGAUGUGACUACGGCUGGCUCUCGGAUGGCAGCGUGCGGCACCCUGUUGUCCAGCCCAGAAUUCCCUGUGGCGGAGGCCAGAUGGGCGUCAGGACGCUGUAUCGCUACAGAAACCAGACCUGCUUUCCAGAACCUUCCAGGAAGUUUGGAGCUUAUUGUUUUAAAGGAGGGAGAGACACGUUCAACCAGAUGUUUCUUGUGGAUAUGUCUGUACAAGAAGUCACCACCACCACCACCACCACCAGAUCCACCAGUGUUAUCAGCACAUCAUCAGGCACAACAGAAGAGGCAGCGGAGUCUACACAUUAUGAUGUUUCCACAGAUGUUACAUCAAUGUUCUCUACCAGCAUGACCCCACCUCGGCCCACUCCUUCCGACCAAGAAGAUCUAUUAAUCACAACCAUUGCACCGACAAUCAAAGAGGAUCCUGAUGAGAUUGAUGUCAUGACACAGCCAGGAGAGUUUGACAUAAAUUACUUUACACUGGACAGCUUUGAAUCUGUUCCUUCCCGUGGGGACGUGAUCACUGAAAUGCAAAUGACAACAGAUAGCACUGGUUCCACCAUAUCCAUUGAAGAUCCAGAUGCCAGCUCUGUGAUUAAAAUCAGCACAAUCCAACCUGAUGUACUUCUGCCAGAUGAUUCUUUAAGUACAGCGGCCAGGUUUGCAGAGGGAAAAACAGAGAAAACUGUUGUGACCCACAGGAUUGCUACAGAUAUUACCUCUGAUAUCACAGAUAUCCCUACAGAAUCAACUGAAUGGGACAGCAAAGAAACGUUUGUUUUCUCUGAAUCAACACCAUCCAUUGCAGCUCCUGGAUUAGCAUCAACACCAGUCCCAGACUAUGAUGGGAUUGUUACUGAUCUUCUUCUCCAGGCUCCCCCACCUGCGCAACCGUUUCAAGUGUUCUCAUCCAGCUCAAUCAGCAGCGUCCCUACUUCUGCUGCUGCUGCUGCUUCUACCUCUGAACCAACGCCCCCCACAACAACUGGCCCUCCCCCUGGGCUCAACACUGUGCCGGGAAAUGAGACGGGCACCACAGACACAACAGAGGUUUUUGACAUUGAAACACAAACUACACAAAAGACAGAGAUAAACGCUAAUGUGACUGUUAGCAUCCAGACUGAAAGCAGCACCUUAGCUGAAGAUGUGACAUUGUCAACAACUGAGCACACCCAUUCUGCAGAAACCCUGACAGAGGAGGACACAGAAGCAAACGAUGGGGCAAAGAUUAUUUCAGUCUCACCUACGGCAUCAGACGUAACCGGCAUAGUCACAGCUGCAACUUCAGCGGUCACUGAAGAUCAGUUCAAGCAAACAAGCUUGGAGAUUCAGAAUACUUCAGGACAGCUGGAGGCUGCCUGA
Molecule: messenger RNA, 2450 nt
Organism: Fundulus heteroclitus (mummichog)
Lineage: Eukaryota; Metazoa; Chordata; Actinopteri; Cyprinodontiformes; Fundulidae
Product: aggrecan core protein-like
Exons: 8
Coding region: 207-2450 (747 amino acids)
Biological process (GO): cell adhesion
Molecular function (GO): hyaluronic acid binding
Source: RefSeq, a predicted model, not a curated record